AUGUCUGACACUAUGUUCGACACUUUGAUGGAAAUCCGAAAAGUUAACAAGGAAAUAACAGAACAGAAGGAGAAGCUGCAACAAAACCAUAAAAAACUCAUAGCUCUGGAAGAAAAUAUAAGUAACGUUAAGCAACUGCAGUUGAAAGCUCAAUCAGUGCUUAUUAAUACAGAAAUGAAAUCAAAAGUCAUUGACACUGAACUGAAAGAAAUACACAAGUCAUAUGACAAACUUUUCGAAUAUUGGAAUGAACAUGUUAAAGUAGGGCAGGAGAAUAUUUCAAAUGAUACAACAAGAAAUGUAGAUAUGCUAAGGAAACAGAGAGACGAGUUAAGGGAAAAAGUGGCUAAAGCUAAAGAAGCAAAGGAAGAUGUGGCCAGGCAGUUAAAUGACAUUGAAAUGCAGAUCAACAUACAGAAGAAGAAAAGUGCCGCAACGUUACUCAGGCUUCAAAAGAAUUUAGAAGAAUUACUGCAAGAGGAAACCAAUCUAAUAAAUAAGUUACACUGA
Messenger RNA from Copidosoma floridanum, 510 nucleotides. RefSeq lists its product as uncharacterized. NCBI's taxonomy places the organism in Eukaryota, Metazoa, Arthropoda, Insecta, Hymenoptera, Encyrtidae. The record is from RefSeq and is a predicted model, not a curated record.